Molecule: messenger RNA, 1003 nt
Organism: Vidua chalybeata
Lineage: Eukaryota; Metazoa; Chordata; Aves; Passeriformes; Viduidae
Gene: TNNT2
Product: troponin T2, cardiac type
Exons: 14
Coding region: 1-855 (284 amino acids)
Biological process (GO): cardiac muscle contraction; regulation of muscle contraction; sarcomere organization
Cellular component (GO): troponin complex
Molecular function (GO): troponin I binding; tropomyosin binding; troponin C binding
Source: RefSeq, a predicted model, not a curated record
AUGUCAGACAUGGAGGAGGUCACCGAGGAGUAUGAGCAGGAGCAGGAAGGUCAGGAAGAGCAGGUAGAGGAGGCGGAGGAGGAGACCACAGAAGCCAAGGCAGAAGAGCAAGAAGAUGAAACGAAAGCAGCAGGAGAAGGUGGAGAGGGAGACCGGGAGCAGGAGCCUGGGGAAGGUGAAUCGAAGCCAAAACCCAAGGUGUUCAUGCCCAACCUGGUGCCUCCCAAGAUCCCAGAUGGCGAGAGACUGGAUUUUGAUGACAUUCACCGCAAGCGCAUGGAGAAGGACCUGAACGAGCUGCAGGCCCUCAUCGAAGCCCACUUUGAGAGCAGGAAGAAGGAGGAAGAGGAGCUCCUGUCCCUCAAGGACAGGAUUGAGCAGCGGCGAGCGGAGCGGGCGGAGCAGCAGCGGAUCCGCAGCGAGCGCGAGAAGGAGCGCCAGGCCCGCAUGGCCGAAGAAAGAGCUCGCAAGGAGGAAGAGGAGGCGCGGAAGAGGGCGGAGGAGGAGGAGCGGAAGAAGAAGGCAUUUUCCAACAUGCUGCACUUUGGGGGUUACAUGCAGAAGUCAGAGAAAAAAGGUGGGAAGAAGCAAACAGAGCGGGAAAAGAAGAAGAAGAUCCUCAGUGAACGACGGAAGCCCCUGAACAUCGACCACCUCAGCGAGGACAAGCUGAGGGACAAGGCCAAGGAGCUGUGGCAGAACAUCCAUGACCUGGAGGCUGAGAAAUUUGACCUGCAGGAGAAGUUCAAGCGGCAGAAAUACGAGAUCAAUGUUCUUCGAAACCGCAUCAGUGACCACCAGAAAGUAUCCAAGGGUGCCCGUGGGAAGACCAUGGUGGGCAGCCGAUGGAAGUAGAGGCUCAGGAAGAGAGGAGGCCGAGCCUCAGGAGCUGCAGUGGCUGCACAGAGCCCUGGCUGCAGGAAUGGGGGUUCCAGGGGCCAGAGGCCUCAUGAGUGUCCCAUCUCCACCCCCCAGUGUUGUUGUGUCUGUAAAUAAAGAGGUG